Hylaeus volcanicus is the source of this 2142-nucleotide messenger RNA. Its product is annotated as UDP-glucosyltransferase 2-like. The record is from RefSeq and is a predicted model, not a curated record. The transcript is spliced from 5 exons. NCBI's taxonomy places the organism in Eukaryota, Metazoa, Arthropoda, Insecta, Hymenoptera, Colletidae. Gene Ontology annotation, molecular function: UDP-glycosyltransferase activity. Bases 196 to 1776 code for a protein of 526 amino acids.
GUUAAAUACGGUUGAGCUCUGGUGCAAGCAUCGUGAUUCAUCGAAGGCAGUUGACUGAUAGUUGUGCUCCCGAUAAAGUUACAAAGUAUUGCGUCCGUCUUACCUACACUCUCGAUAGCAUCUUCAGUAAACGGGUAACAGCUGCAUAAGCGUCUCUUCUUCCAGCUUGGUGACAGUUUAUCCGCGGUCAGCAUUAUGAAGCACAUUGUUGCAACUGUACUCGCUAUCGCAUGUGUUUUGUGUUUCGUGAAUCAACUAGAAUGUGCUAGGAUCCUUGGGGUCGUGCCUACACCUUCGUACAGUCAUCAAAUUCCAUAUCGACAACUGUGGCUCGAAUUGAACAAACGUGGACACGAGGUCGUCCUGAUAACCACGAAUCCCAUACCCAACUCGAAUCUGCCCAACUUCACUCAAAUCGAUGUUGGCCAGUCUUAUAAGUCCCUUAAACAAAUUGCCUACAUUCGCCAGCGAUUCGAAGGAAUAUCUUGGCUAAAUUUCUGUGAGACAAAUUUGUUGUUUUUAUGUGAUCAGUUUAUAGAACAUGUGUUCAAUCACACGGAGGUAAUGAAGAUGUACGCGCCUGGUAGCGAUACUAAAUUCGACGUGGUCAUCGCGGAGGUGCUUUACAUGCCCGCUGUGUGCUCCCUCGCUCAUGUGUUCAACGCGCCAUUGAUAGGGCUCACUUCGCUGGGAGUUAUUUCAUUUAACGAGUACGAACUCGGUGGCAUCGUCCUGCCUUCGCAUGAAUACACUUGGGAAAUGGAGACGAACACGGGAUCAAACCUGCCAUUUUGGAAGAGACUGACAAAUUACGUAACUCUGUGGCACCAUCUAUACCACAUCUAUAACUUCGCCGUUCCGAGACAACAGAAGAUAGCCGAAAAGUACUUCGGUGCAGAUUUCCCGCCAGUUGUCGACGUUAUGAAAAACAUGAGCCUCUUAUUUGUCAAUCAGGCUAAUAUUCUAACACCGGCUCGACCAAAGCUCGCAAACAUAAUCACGUUCACUUCGUCCCACAUCUCUCAAAAUCCAGCACCACUGUCAAAGGAUUUGAAGCGUUUCUUAGACGACGCUUCGGAAGGAUUCAUCUAUUUCAGUCUUGGUAGCAACGCGUUGAGUUCGCAUAUUCCGAAAGAUACUUUGCAGAUUUUCCUCGACGUGUUCGCCAAAUUGCCUUAUAGAAUCGUGUGGAAGUUCGAAGAGGAAUUGCCAGAAAAACCAGACAACGUCUUCAUCUCUCGAUGGUUCCCUCAGCAGAGCAUCCUCGCUCACCCGAACAUUAAGCUUUUCAUAUAUCAAGGAGGUCUGCAAAGCAGCGAAGAAGCUAUUCAUUUUACCGUACCUGUAUUAGGGUUAGCUGUGAUGGCGGAUCAGGACUACCAAGUGCGCAGAAUGGAAGAACGUGGUGUAGGAAUAUGUUUAGAAAUCCUUUCUCUGACGAGAGACGAGUUGGAAAGUAACAUUCGAGAGCUUAUAACUAAUAAAAAAUAUAAGGAUAACAUGGUUAAACUCAAUCACAUCGUCAAUGAUAACCCCUAUAAUAUGAUUGAUAACCUUGUUUGGUGGACAGAGUACGUGAUUCGUCACAAAGGUGCCCCGCAUCUUCGCUCCAACCUAGCCUGGCAACCCUGGUACCAACGUCUCGAUAUGGACAUUGUUGUAUUCUUGACGACCGUAACAUGUAUAGCAGGCUUCGCUGCGCUCAGUGUUACAAUCAAAGUCAUAUUGUAUUUCCGUAAACAAAUGUUAGAACACAAGAAACAGAAAAUUAGUUAAUCGGUUGCUAACAGAAUAUAGAACCGUAAAUACCUUGCGUGUCGUAAAUCAUACGUUUCUGAAAGUAUUGAAAUUGUAACGUGGUAUACACUUUUGUGAAGUAGGACAAGUUUCAUUUGUGUUAAUCAUUUUCAUUGCACAGGCACCAUACAUACAUACAUAGCAUACAUAAUAAGCGUCACAGUAUACAGUAGUUAAAAGUUUCAUUUAUGCCGAUCGUAGCGAAAUGGAUUUGAAGAUAUCAUUUUUCAUAUGAAUGAAAUUGAAUGUUCGCGAUACAUAGUGACAAAUGAGAUUAAUUACUAUAACGAGAAAAUAUUAUAAUAAUAAAAGUAUUACAAGAUCGAAGUGAAUUUAAUUGAUUAG